Periophthalmus magnuspinnatus is the source of this 3302-nucleotide messenger RNA. RefSeq names its product transmembrane protein 265 (gene tmem265). The transcript has 2 exons. The record is from RefSeq and is a predicted model, not a curated record. The coding region runs from base 761 to 1816 and encodes 351 amino acids. NCBI's taxonomy places the organism in Eukaryota, Metazoa, Chordata, Actinopteri, Gobiiformes, Gobiidae.
GGGACGUAACCUGCGUACAAAUUAACAGCACGACCAAACUCAAGCAGCGCGAGUUUCUUUACCCUCGCCUCCCUCUCGCGCUGCACUGGUCUGGCUCUUGUGCCGCGCGCCGACGCAGCUGGACACUGCAGGAGGCGACACUGCACGGCCGGAUCCACAUCACGGAGCCUCUGCAUAACCACCGGAGCUGCCAGCGUGCUGUCCGCGCAGCCAGCCCUUUUGAGCCGAAGGUUUCUUUCUGCCAUGCCUGUGCAGGACCAGAAGCUUCCAAACUACGGAGCAGACUUUGCUUGGCGUGGCCGCACAAUGACUUUCUUCACCAUCUAACGCCAGACUAUCUCCAAACAAGAGAACUGCACGGACACGAGGAUCAGCCCGUCAUUAAGCACCAUAAAAGGCACUUUACUGGUCAGCACCGCUCUUCUACUUGUGAAAAUGACGGCGUAAAUGAACGCAAAGGGCAUCGAUUGCGAGACGAAUGGCUGUGGGAACAACUGUUUUACUUUGAUGAGAGCGGCACACGGAGACCGCCAACCCCGAUACCUGCCAAUAAUAGGGCAGUUAUGAAACAGGUGUUGCGGAGAAGGGCUUUAACUGAGGUUUUCAAACUGCCAAAGGAUGCAAGAAGCGAGUCGACAGCACUGCUCCACGGCCAGCUAAUGAUACGCGUUUGAGGAGAACAGAGAGCGGGAUAAACUGUGAAACUGGCACAACAAGCCCCGGAGGCUACACUUGGGGGUACCACCUGAUAAAUCAACAGAUGCUUCAGUCAUGUGGCUGCAUGGUGCCCACACCCCAGGUGUGCGUAUCAACCCUGGUGACGGUGAGCACAAUGGCUGUGGUGGACCUCUACCUGCUGGAGCAGAGCAUGCUGGGAGCUCGCGGUGUUUCGGGACCUAGUGUGUGGCAGUGUGUGGCCGUGUUGCUAGGUGACGUGGGCUUCCUCCUUGCACUGCGCUUUGUGUCAGCCGGUGUGGUCUCAGAGGCUCGGUCUCCACGCCGUGGUUUUGCCAACGCCCUAUGGUUCAUGUUCCUGUCUCUGCUUCAACUUAAGCUCUUCUUUGUUUGCCACAACUACCGGCAGGAGCGGCGCCCGCCCGAUCCGUUGGCCCGAAAGACACUGACCCUACUGCUGUCCAUCUGUCUGCCCUCCCUGUUCCUCAUACUGACUGGGGCUGACCACAUGAGCCCCCAGCGAAGGAAGCAGGAGGUGCGUGGUCGGCUGCUGUGGGUGGUGGUGGACCUGCUGGAUGUCCUGGAUCUUCAGGCAGGAUUGUGGGAGUCUCAAGGGGGAACAGUGCUCCCUGGGGACCAGAAGCUACCCAUAUGGGCCGAAGGCCUGGUGUUUUUUUACUGCUAUGCACUGCUGCUGCUGCUGCCAUGUGUGGCUCUCACAGAGCUAGGGGCCACUGGACUGCCAGGGCAGAGAGGGCCCCGAAAGGAGGCUCUGUAUCCUUGGCUCAGUUUGGUCACCAUCAACCUCUUCACUCUGGCCUUGAGGGGCACAGGCAUGCUGUGGUACCGGGACCCUCGGAUCUCCACUGUGUUCCUGGGGAAGAACCUGCUGGCUCUGGCAGUGAAGCUGAACUCGGCAUGGGAGAGGCACAGACAGGACCGACGCGCUGGAGGCACGACAGUGGAAGCAGGAGACUCCAGUGGGCCGAGCCAGAGCUCAGAGCCCAGAGAGGCCCAGGCUAAAGAGUUACCAUCUCAUUACCACUCUCUGACGCGCUCUCAGAGCCACACACUGUCUCAUGUGAGCCUCCAGCCCUCAGAGACGGCCUUAGGACCUUCUUUCAUUUCUCAUGAACUAUAGAGAGUGCACAGCACACAGACGCCUGUAUCUAUUUCAAACAGAUAUCUGCACUAAGCCUCGGUCCCUCACUCAUGCGUUUAAAGCUGUGCUCAACGUGGAUUUCUGAAGCAAUUCAAAUUGCAUCGGUGUGAUUUUUGUGUGUCAUUAUUUAAAUUGAACAUUGGGAACUGAAGUAUGUGCGAAAAGAACAUUGUCUGCUAAAGUCUCAUAAUAAUAAUUUUUUCACUGACCCAAGUGCCCGAAUAACUUUGGGCAGUACAUUCUUAAUAUCAGUUCAGAUUUACACCCACUCAGUGCACUCCCCCCGAGUUAUCCAUGUUAAUCUGAAUCAAUUUCAUGCUGUUAAUGUUGCCAGUUGGGGUUUUUUUUUUAUCUAAAGAAAAAAGCUAAAUUACAAUUCUGAUCAGGGGAAUCAAAACUAGAUUUAAAAAAAAAGCUGAAAAACUGUAAAAGAUAACCAUUGGAAAUGUACUGAUCUAUAGCUGAAGUGUCCUCAGCUGGAAAAGGAUGCAGCCAAAUAAUAAUAAACAAGGGAAUAUAACCCAUCGCCUUUGACAGUCAUGUGACUUGCUAAUUGAGUAAAGUUGAGUUCUAUCCUAACAGUGAGUAUAUGUGAGAGCCUUUAUGUGGCUCUUUAUGUGGCUCUUUAUGUGGCUCUUUAUGUGGCUCUUCAUGUCAUUCAUAGACUGUCCAUUACAUCUGUUUGUGCAGCUCAACAACUGGAAACGUUCACAUUUUCCUCCAGAGGUGUCGAUACGCUACAAACCACAGUUAAAAUCAAGUAAAAGUAACACUUAUUUGGCUGCUUCAAAUAAUUUUGUAAACCACUGUAUUAGACAAUAGCAGUCUCCAAAUGAGAGCUGGGAGACCCUGAGGAACAGCAAAGCACUCAGCUGGUGUUGCAAGAUUAUAUCACGGUAAUCAAAUAAUAACACUGUAUUAAUAAAUGUGUUUUAACUGACAAUGGAAUUACGGUAUGUUAUAGGAAUGAAGCAAAAUGACACAUUUGCAUUUUGCAAUGGUUGUUUUUGGGGUCCAAGACAUACACCCUGUACCAGCAGGAGUCUACCCACUCUGCAUCUGAAAACAUCUACUGUGGAGCUAUAGGGUGCAGCGCGCUUGGAGACACGUUUUUAUGUUGGGCACAAAAUGGUAAUCAGAAAAACACUGACUUUGCCUUUGGUGAAAGUCUGCUUCUGGUAUGAUUUAAGAUGGACUAUAGCAGUCUAGUAUUUUAAUGUUUAAAACCACUUUCACACAUAUGUCAGAGCAACAAAUUUCUAUAAACCAUUUCAUUAACCAAGCAAAAUUUUAACAUCAAUCCCCAAACAUGUUUAAAAUGUUGUUGUGACAAAGAUCAGUUUUACUACACUUUUUUGAAAGAAAACUAUGUAAGUAAUCCCUUUACUCCUGAAAUAUUGAUGUUAUAUUUGCACUUUUACUGUCUGUGUGCAGUUUGAUAAAGAAAAUGAAAAAUUACAACUUG